Messenger RNA from Penicillium macrosclerotiorum, 4575 nucleotides. Its product is annotated as kinetochore-microtubule binding complex subunit SPC105. The coding region runs from base 1 to 4575 and encodes 1524 amino acids. The transcript has 4 exons. Gene Ontology annotation, biological process: protein localization to kinetochore; mitotic sister chromatid biorientation; mitotic spindle assembly checkpoint signaling. The record is from RefSeq and is a predicted model, not a curated record. Lineage: Eukaryota; Fungi; Ascomycota; Eurotiomycetes; Eurotiales; Aspergillaceae.
AUGUCGACCCGACCGAGCUCCGCGGCUACGCGACCGCGCUCCCGUCGCUCUAUUGCGCAUGUUCCGCGAUCUAAGAUGACGUCUGGGCUUGAUAAGGAGAAUGCGACAACAGACAUCGGAGCAACGCUACCGUUUGAAUCAAACUUUAAGCCAGCUACAAAAGAGAAGAAGUCCCGAAGCAAGAGUCUGGGACCUGGUGGGCUUGAUGCUCUUCAGCAUUCUAAUGGUAAUCGUCGGAAGUCUACUGCUUCAUUCCCCCUUAAAUCUAUUCUGAAACCUACUAUUCCUGUAUCUCCUGUGCGAAAUAUCCCAACCUUCGAAGAGACGCGCAGGCGCACCCCGGCUAGGGAUAUAUCAAGUCAGAACGCAAAUGCAAAUGGAAACGGCCAAGGACAGGAGGGGCUAUUGAUUGAUUUCGCCACCCCUCCGCAUCCCCCCACCACUGAUCCCGAUAAUACCGCUAAUCCAUUCGAUACAUUUAAUGCGACGUCGGUUAUCCGCGAUGAAAUGGCUGCUACCAAGGAACGCGACGAAAUAGAGCGCCGGGAGCGCGAACGCUUGAAUAUUCUUGAGAAACGAGAAGCAAGACGAAAGUCCAUGGCGAAUCGUCGAGUGUCGUUUGCCCCCGAGGCCACAUUGCAUACAUGGAACGUGGUAGAGAUACCCGAAGAUGCAACAUCCUCGUCAGCAUCGAACUCCACCAGACGCGCAUCAUCUCUCACAAACACCCAAAAUCAACUGCAGGCGCCCACUCCUGCCAAAGAUGCCCCUUCGUCGCCUGAGGGAGAUGCUGAGUCAGAUUUUGGUUUCUCUCCAGUUAGGGAACAAGAUCUCCAACAAAUGCGAGAUCGCUCAGCAUCUACUGAAGCAGGUCGCGGCCCUACCGACCUCUCAUCCAGUCCCUUUAGUGGAAGCUCUGUCGGGAGCGAGGAUACCGGUGCACAGAGCUUGGCUGGAGAGGAGGAGGAGGGUGAUGAUGAUGAGCAUUCUUCGGGAUCCGAUGAUGGCUUUGAUGCGGAGAGUACGGCCAUGAGUAUGGAUGACAUGACCGCUCGAUCCGGUGUCACCAUCCAGUCAGAUGUAUCCUCUAGUUCUAGCUCCAGUGCUAGACUUAAUGAAGCACUGCGCCAAGCUGCCAGGGAAGCUGGAACUCAAGCAAUCGAUGAUAGAGAUGGAGAGAUGUCCAUGGAAAUUGCCGACCAAGAAAUUACCGGUGCCUUCCAACCUUGGAUAAAGAAGGGCGAACGCCAAAGUUUUGACUGGGAGGACAUCGGUGCUCGUCAGGAUCAAGAGAACGUCGAUCCUUCUAAAGCCGUUUCGGCGAGAGGCUUCCCUGAAUCUGACGGUAUGGAUGAGGAUGAGGAUCUCAGUAUGGAUGUGACCAAUGCAGUUGGUCGUAUUCUGGGCAAAUCCCCUGGUCGUCGACAGAGUGUUAAGCGUCGCAAAUCGACUAGUGAGGAAACAAACUAUGGUGACCAAACAAUGGAAAUGACGGGAAUGGUUGGUGGUAUUACCAAGCCAGAGUCUCCCACCAGAUCUGCAAAUGACGACUAUAAUGACUAUGAUAAUGAUGAUGAAGAGAUGACCAUGGAGUUCACAUCAGUCGUUGGUGGCGUCUUGAGCAAAGGUGGCACCAAUACCGCUAGCCUAGGCAGUGGUGCGGAACAGACACAGCCAGACAUGCCCAGAUCAGGCCACAUGGAGUUAGAAGGAGACAACGACUCGGAUGGGGGCAUGGAGAUGGAUAUGACUGGGGCUGUGGGUUUCAUUCUACCACCUGGAUUGGAUAGCCCAGACAAAGGACAAGCGAAGAGGAUAAUGGAGCUCGAAACCGACUCGGGGCAAUUGGGAAGCUCCCCAUUCCAAGAUAACAUCCGGAAUUCGCCAAACAAGUCCCCUGCAAAAUCACCUCUCGCAUUCCAGGUUGCCGCUGUAGCGUCUGAAAAUGGCAGCCCCAGUCUGGCUAACGUACCGCCCAAACGCUCUACGCGAAGCAGCCUUGGUAUUACAGCACAAGACACUCCGGAGUCAGCGACUCGGCAGCGUUCACCCUCGAAGAAACCGUCAACUCCAUCAAAACAAUCCACACCUCAAACGAAACCAACCACACCCAGUAAAACUCCUCCGUCUGCCAAUGUCACCUUCAGAAGCGCCUCCCCGAAGAAACUAUUCCAACCCGAGAUUCAGCAGUCCGCAGAUAAGCGCAAGUCUUCGCGACUGAGUAUCUUUGAACAGAGUACGACAAACGGACAGUCGACUCCCCGCAUUGUCCUACAGCCUCGGGGACAACGCCGCUCGUCUGGUCUUGGGAUCGAUAAGGAAGGCCUUGGAUCACCUCGAGUUGCUGCUUUGUUGGAUAAACGCCUGUCACUAGGUGAGAACACUCCUCAGUUUGUGCCUCAGGAGCGCACUCGUGGUGCUGUGCGGUUUGAGGACCCGUUGAGGAUGCAAGCAGACGAGGAACGAGAUCGUGAACUAGAGGAACUCCGAGAAGAUGGCCAUAUUCCUUCAAACACUACCGCAGACCGCGAACCUACACUCAGCUUGAAGGAUAUGAUCUCAAGUAUGAGUCCCAAGAAGGGCAAGGUGGGCAGCCGCAAAAGCCUUCACGUGGGUGCCGCUCUCGGCAUCUUAGGCAAGCGGCCAAUUGAACUCGACUUGGAAGAGGAAGAAGCAGAAAAUUCUCCCAAAAGAUUGCGUGGCCACACCGUGAGCCCUGUAAAGGGAGUCAAAUUGCCUGGACCAUUGGCUCAGGAUGGGUCAAGUCGUCGAUCUAUCCGCUCGCCUGUUCGUCGAGCUCGCAGCUCUUCACCUCUAAAGGGCAGCACUACUCCAACUCAGGAGCCUCGAGGUACUUAUAAGAAAGGAACGACCCCUUUGAAAGAGGGCAUCGAUGCUCUGCAUAUUGCAUCAGACCCUCAACAGCCAGAGGAGGAUGAAGAUAUUCCUACUGAAAACCAAGAUCCCGAGAUCGAACCUAUUCAGCUCCAAGAUUUCCUCAACAUGACCAAUAUUCAUUUUAUGGAGCUUACUACAACAAAGAGACGGCAUACCACCGCCCCUGGCAGCGCUACCAAGAAGCUGAGCAGACGCUCUAGCGAGAAUGCUCCUAAACAAGGCACCUUCACUUUUGCCGACUGCGUUGCGGCUGGCUUUUGUACCGUGCCUAUGUUGGAGCUCUAUCAACAUUCUUGCCGCGAAUUGAAGUCAUAUAUCUCGGAAGGCCGCCAAGUCAUCCGAUCUAUCGAAGCCGAAACAUACACCGACAAUCCGCCCCUUUUCCAGGAAUAUGUCACGGCCCCUCCUGACAUCCGAGUGAUUAUGGACAACCAAUUCCGAAAUGUGAAGACCCAUGCGCGCUUGCUCAGCAAGGCAACAUGGUACGAGUGGCGCAUGAAACUCCUCGAGGGCUUGAAGGAAGGCCUUAUUCGGCAUGCCGACGAUAUGAAGGCGGAUGACGAGCUAUUGUCCAAACGCGAGGAACUUCUAAACAGCAUCGUGCCCUCCCUGGUAGCGAAGCAUGCUUCACUAGAGGAGGAAUCCAGCAAUUUGCAGCAACUGGUGGAAGAAAUGGAGAACUGUGACCAGGACGAGCUACGCAGCGCACGCGACAAACUGUCUAGCGUCGAGGAGGAGAUUGCAGCCAAAAAACGAGAACUCUCACAGCUCCAGGUCGAGGUUCAACAGAAAACCACCUCGAUCGAGGCCGGAACCGAAAUGCGCGACGAAUACCUCGCUCAGAUCCAAGAAGCAGAACGGUUAACGGAGGAAUGCCGCGGGUGGAGUGCGCGCGAUAUCCGCGAGCUCAAGGAUUCUGUCCAGAAGAUCGAGCGCCAAACUGGCUGGUCCAUCAUAUCUGCAUCGAGUCCAGCCGAACUGACCACGGGUCCCUUGUUGACUAUGUCGUACUGCGGCCAGCUAGAGAUCAGAUUCCACCCCAGCGCGUUUGCGACCAAAUCCUCUAAGGCUGAAUCCUCCAACCUCCCUCUCGAGUUGAGCCUCGUCAAGGGUAAAGCAACCUCGCCGAUCACAUCUCUCGUCCUCCAGUCGCUGCAACGCCACCUCAUCGCGAUUGAGCAAUCCAAGAUUGCCCCCAAACAGCUUCUACAGUUUGUCUCUCGCGCCUGGGACCGCACACUCGGCCUCGAGAAUGAGGCCCGUAUGCUCGAAUUUUGCGGCGUCACUCGUCUCACUCUCACAGACCCUAGUGACACCGCGCUUUCCCUUCGUGCCCGCUGCACACUGCUUGGUAACACGCCUGCAUCCUCGAUACCGUGCCGGAAGGGCGCAGCAGUGAAGGAAAGCGGCGGCGCGAAGCGGAUCGAUGUUGAUUUCACCGUGCGCACGCGCAUCGACUCAACGGACAAGGAUACGAAAGAAAUCGGCUCGCUAGACUUUGAUAUUGACGCCCUUGCCACGAAAGUCUACGGCUUCGGCACGGGCAACCAAUCCGGUCUGUCCGGAAAGGAGAUGGAAAGUAUCCUAGGUAAGGGGCUCGGCCGCAAGGAUGGCGAGGCUCUUGGGAACGGAGUUUGGUGCAAGGCUGUGCAAAUGCUUACUGGGUCUGUGUUUUGA